AUGGUCACGGGCUACGCCCAAUCGCAGUGCGCCAGCUACGCAAAGAAAAUCUUUGACCGGAUGCCCGCGUGGAACGAGGUUGCGUGGAAUUGCCUCAUUUGCGCCAGCGAACCGGCGGAUGCCAAGUGGCUGUUUGACCGGAUGCCCAAGUUGACCGUGCUUGCGUGGACUGGCGUGGUCAAGGCAUAUGCCGGCGCUGGGAAUGUCUAUGGCGCCAAGAGAGUGUAUGAACAAAUGCCCCAGCACGACACUGUCUUGGCCACCGCGAUGAUCGUCACAUUCUCGGAGUGUGGAUUGAUCGACGAGGCGAGGAGGGCAUUCGAUGCGAUGGGCGAGAAGGAUUCCGUGGCGUGCUGCGUGAUGGUUUUGCUCCUCGCCCAGAAUGGCCGUGUGCUAGAGGCGAAAUCGACGUUUGAUUCUAUGGAGAAUCGCAGUGUCGGCGCGUGGAACACGAUGGCUAGAUCUUUUCUCUGUGACUUUGAUGUCGAUCGAGCGAGGACGGUGUUUGAGAGGAUGCCUCACAGGGAUCUGGUGUCGUGGAACUCCAUCGUUUCAGCGUAUGCUCGGAAUGGGUAUAUGGAGGAAUCGAAGUUUCUGUUUGAUCAGAUGCCGGAGAGGGACGUGAUCUCGUGGACGGCGCUGGUGAUCGCUGGGGAGCAGUGCUGCAGCAUCGAUCUAGCGCUGGCGGUGUUUGAGAAGAUCCCUCACAGGAACACGGUCUCGUGGAACUCGGUCAUUGCAGCGUAUGCGCAGAGCGGCUCGUUGGGCGAUGCGAAGGCGAAGUUUGACGAGCUUCCAGAGAGGGAUAUGUGUUCUUGGACGAGUCUGGUCCCUGGAUUCGCUCGCGCUGGCCUGUUUGAUGAAUCCAUGGUGUUGCUGGAGAGGAUGCCGCAGCUCAACGUUGUGUCUUUCAACGCAGCGAUCAUGGCAUACGCUCUAAACGGUUUCUGGGAAAAGUCUCGCAAGACUUUCGAGCAGAUGCCACAGCGGGACGUCGUCUCGUGGAACAGCAUGAUCGGAGUUUACUGCCAGUUUGGAUUCCUCGACGAGGCCAGGGCGCUGUUUGAUCAGAUCCCGCAGAGACAAGUCGUGUCGUGGAGCUCGGUAGUCUCGGGCCUCGGACAAAACGGGUCUCUUGAUGAAGCGAGGGAUGUUUUUGAGAGCAUGCCUGGACGAGACGUCGCGGCUUGGAACGCUAUGGCCACGGUCUACGAGCAAAAUGGUUUCCUCCGAGAGGCCAGGACUACUUUCGACGAGAUGCCUUGCCAGGACACAGUGUCGUGGAACGCGAUGAUCCGAGCUUACUCGCGAUCGGGGCGAGCGAUCCAGCUCUUGAGGGCGAUGAACUUGGCUGGUUUCAAGCCGGACAAGACGACCCUCGCAAGCGUGUUGACGUCGUGCAGCCAUGGAGGCAUGGUUUGCGAAGCUCUGGCUCUCUUCUCUGGCAUGGCCUGUGACUUUGGCGUGGCUCCCGCGAGAGAGCACUUUUGCUGCGUGAUAGAUAUCUUUGCGAGGUCGGGGCAGCUGAGCUUGGCGCACGGGAUUGCGGCGGCCAUGCCUUUCGAAGCUCACGACGUUGUGUGGGGGAUUUUGCUCGCGGCUUGCGCUGCGAGCAAGGAUGAGAUUGCUGGUGUCCGAGCAGCUGAGAAGGCGCUGGAGAUGGAUCCCGGAGGAACCUUCUCAUACGUUUUGCUGGCAAACUUGUAUGGUUCCAGUGGCCCGGAUGAUCGAUUCGAGUAG
This is a messenger RNA of Selaginella moellendorffii, 1740 nucleotides long. Its product is annotated as pentatricopeptide repeat-containing protein At4g02750. Gene Ontology annotation, molecular function: RNA binding; protein binding. Lineage: Eukaryota; Viridiplantae; Streptophyta; Lycopodiopsida; Selaginellales; Selaginellaceae. The record is from RefSeq and is a predicted model, not a curated record. Bases 1 to 1740 code for a protein of 579 amino acids. The transcript has a single exon. Gene Ontology annotation, biological process: RNA modification.